GCCGGGCCGAGCGGGGCCGGGCGGAGCCGAGCUUGUCCGAACGGAAUCGGACGGGGCGGAGCGCCGGGGCCGAGCUCAAGCCGCCGCCACAGCGAUGAAGCGGGACCGGCUCGGGCGCUUCCUGUCGCCCGGGGUGUCCGGACAGCGCGGGAGCUCCGGUGGCGGCAGCUGUGGCGGUGGCCGGGCCCGGGGCCGCCCCUCCCGCAGCGGUCCCGACGUGGCCGAGGCGGCGGCUUUGGUGGCUGCGCGGCUGGGCUGGGGCCCGACGCGGGCCUGCGCGGACGCGGGCGAGGACGGCGCCGACGAGGCAGGAACGGCCCGGGCCCUGGCCAUGGGGCACUGUCGCCUCUGUCACGGGAAGUUCUCCUCGCGGAGUCUCCGCAGCAUCUCUGGCAGGGCGCCUGGGGAGAGCUCAGAAAGGCCGCCCCCUGGGGACCGUGUUUUUGUCCGGGACUUCCAGCGCCUCCUGGGCGUGGCCGUCCGCCAGGACCCGGCUCUGUCCCAGUUUGUCUGCAAGAACUGCCACACCCAGUUCUACCAGUGCCACGGGCUCCUCGCGUCCUUCCUGCAGAGCGUCAACGUCCCCCCCACGGGCCGCCGGAAGCCUUGUGCAAACCGCUGGGCCCACUCCUGCUCUCAGUGGGCGGCGCUGCUCCUUCGCAGGGUCGGUGUGCAGCCUCGGACAGGGGCGGAGGAGGGAGCGUGUGUGGUGGACCUGAUCGCCUCGAGCCCCCAGGGCCUGCGCAGCUUGGUGGGGUGGGUGCACGGACACGCGGCCAGCUGCGGGGCCCUGCCCAGCCUCCAGAGGACCCUGUCCUCCGAGUACUGUGGCAUCGUCCGGGCCGUGUGGGGCUGCGACCGAGGGCACGACUACACCAUGGACGCCGACUCCAGCUGCGGGGCCCUCUUGCUGGACGGCGCCUUGGGUGUCAGGCGGACGUGGGACAAGGAUUCGGCCCCGGGGCUCCCCCGGCAUCGGGGGUCCAGCCCCAGCGGGGCUGCCCCUCAGAGCUCCCAGGGCAGAGCGACCGCGGCCGAGACCGAGACGCUGCCCAGCAUGAACACAGCCCGGCCUCCUUCAGAUGGCGACCAGGUGGGGCCUGGGCCGGGCCCCCCGCCUCAGCCAAGCCUCCCCCAAAGCGGGGCACCAGGGCAGUUGGGUGAGAAGCAGGUUCCAUCUCCAACCUCGGAUGAUCGGGUAAAAGACGAGUUCAGUGACCUUUCUGAGGGAGACUUCCUGAGUGAAGACGAAAAUGACAAGAAGCAGAAUGCCCAGUCCUCAGACGAGUCCUUUGAGCCCUACCCAGAAAAGAAGAUCUCUGGUAAGAAGAGUGAAAGCAAAGAAGCCAAGAAGUCAGAAGAACCCAAAAUUCGAAAGAAACCUGGGCCCAAGCCGGGCUGGAAGGGCAAGCCGCGCUGUGAGAGGGAGGAGCUGCCCACCAUCUACAAGUGUCCUCACCAGGGCUGCACGGCCGUGUACCGUGGGGCUGACGGCAUGAAGAAGCACAUCAAGGAGCACCACGAGGAAGUCCGAGAGAGGCCCUGCCCGCACCCCGGCUGCAACAAGGUGUUCAUGAUCGACCGCUACCUGCAGCGCCACGUCAAGCUCAUCCACACAGAGGUGCGGAACUAUAUCUGUGACGAGUGUGGGCAGACCUUCAAGCAGCGGAAGCACCUCCUGGUCCACCAGAUGCGCCACUCAGGAGCCAAGCCGCUGCAGUGCGAAGUCUGCGGGUUCCAGUGCCGGCAGCGGGCAUCCCUGAAGUACCACAUGACUAAGCACAAGGCCGAGACGGAGCUGGACUUUGCCUGUGACCAGUGUGGCCGGCGGUUCGAGAAGGCUCACAACCUCAACGUGCACAUGUCCAUGGUGCACCCCCUGACGCAGACCCCGGACAAGGCCGCGGAGCCCCCGCCUGGGCCUGCGGCGGGGCAGGCCGUGAAGGCUGAGCCCACCUGAGGGCACGCCCACCCCCGAGCUCAGUGGGCAGUGACGGGGGUUCAGGCCUCACGGCACAGCUCUGCACCCCGACGAGCCCCCACCCCGCGUGCUGGGCGGCAGGGGCUCAGCACACAGCUCACAGGGCCUUGUGGCUUCUGCUCCGGGACCGGCAGUUUCUUCUCCUAUAAACAGAGUGACUUGGGGCCAGAGGUAGACUUCAAAGAAUUGAUUCCUCUUCCCUGCUAAUGCAGUCGAGGUUUGUAACCCACUUUUCAGGGCAACGAGAGCUCCACGUUACGCUUGUAAUAAAUUAUUUACCGAGGAGCUGGGCUAUGCCCUGUGCAGAUCCUGUCAGAAGAGACGGGGUUCCUGGUAGAGGUCAGGGUCCAGCACGGCCUGCCGCCUGCUGAGGAGGGCGGCACGCACUUCCGGGUCACAGUCCGCGCUCACGCCCAGCAGCUGCAAGAAAGCCAGUGUGCUGGGCCUGUGCUGCCCAUGGCCCCCAAACACCCAGGGCCCGGGGAGACGCCAAGUGCUGGACGCCACAUGCUCAUUUUCCCGAAGGCGUUCAGCACCCUCACAGUGAACAGUAAUGGGGACAUGAAGACAGACAGCAAGGCGAGCACCUGGGCGUUACCUCUGCCAUGUCUGAGAAGCUCCUUUUCGGGCACCGAGGUAUCAACUGCAGCAGAAAAAGACGAGCGUUUGUUAUCAGGCUUACGGGGUCGCCCUGGAGAGAAGAUAGCCAGAGCCGCGGUCAGGGUGCUCACAGCUGCGCGCUGCGCCAGGAGGGGCUGCCCGUCCCCAAGAGCUGGCCGCCCGGGUCCGUCUGGAGACAGGCCUGGCCCUGCACCUGCCUGGGCCUGGAGGUCCCCACUGUGGGCCAGAGUCCAGACCGCACCAGUUUCCCCAGCCACGAAGAGGCCCACGAGCUUCAGGUACAUGUUAACAGCAACGUGCAGGAAGGCGUCUUCCUGGAGGAGGGCAUCCUCGUCAAAGUAGGACAGGAGGCUGAAAACAGACGGACGUCAGGUGACCCGGACCUCACUGAGGCCAGUGCAGGCAGCAGAGGAGCAGCCUUUCCCAUCUCGAGGGAGCCCUGCUGCCCCUCCCCUGACCAGCAGGCUCCGGGGGUUACCUGUAGAAGGCGACCGGCAGCAGCCUGAUGUGGUGGUCGGGGGCCAGGCGGAGGAGGGUGCGCCCCAGGCUGGCAUCUGCAACACAGAGGGGCUCUGUCAGCAGCGCGGGUGCCUCCCUGCAGGGUCAGGGUCUUCACGGGCGUCGUGUGCCUGGUGAUGCAGGGGUGAUGUCCUCGUGCUGCAGAGUAGAGCUUGGGGGCUGGCGUCCCUGGGGUCCUCGAUACUCCACUAAAUUAUUUUGCUUAAAUGAGUCUAUAUACUUACCAAGAACAGAAACUUGCAAAAAUGAGUUUUCAAAGUGAGCCCCAAGGAGAGGCUCAUGUUUAACCAUCUGAAAGUUGCUUCUGAAGAGAAGGACUAAAGAAUGGGGCCACAGUCUGACCCUGCCGCCCCCUGUGCUCCCGGCAGAGGGCUGGGAACCAGGACAGACACAGGCUGGCCGGUCGGUCUCCGGAUUUCUCACCCGUCUCCGUCAACUGAAAGAGCAGCAGCCAGGAAAUCCUCUUCCUCUGCAGACACCCCAGGACCUCGGCACAGACGUUCAGAGCCUUCAGGGAGCCAAUGGCCUGUUACCCACAGAAGAAGAGGGAGAAGGACCCUAAGGUGACAGCUGUGCAAGGAAGAGGUGUCCACCUGGGGCCUCUGGACAGAAGACACCAAGAGGCGGGCCAGCGGCCUGGGGUUUUCUCUCCUGAGAAAGCCUUCGACACAAAGGUCCCAGGUGCCCCCCCCACCAAGAGACCCUAACUCAGGAGGUCUCGGGGGAGACCCAUGGUUUCAAGUGCCCUGGGGGGUCGUGCCAGCUGCUCGCUGCCCUGCCCACGGCAGCAGAGGGGUGACCUACCUGCGGGGUCAGAUGUGAAGAGAGCAGGCCCAUCAAGGAAAAAAAAAACAGGAAAACCAACAGCUGCAAAUAAAAACAGGUCCACUCACAACAUAAAGCUACCGGUGCUGUGUUCCCUUAAAGUAAUUCUAAAUGAAGAAAGAAUACAUUCCUUGUUAACAAUUUACAGGCCUAGGUUAUAAAUCUCUUAAGUGGAUCUCCAGAGAAAGAAAAUUUUCCAGUCACUCUUAAAGAGAGAAUUUAAUGGGUUAUAAACUAUUACUGCUUGGGGACCUGUCUCUGCUGAUCCCCCAGGCCAGAGUGUGUGGAGGUGACAGUGGCCUGGAGGCUCUGGAGCCACUACAAUCCUUCCAGCAAAAACAACCUGAAAACUCUUAAAAAUAGACUCUCCCUGGUAGUUUCUUACUUUAAAUUAUAAUCGCCAAAAACUCACAGCUCAGCAACUGUUCUCAGGCAGGUGUGUAUGGCCUGAGCUACUGGGGGACCCUGGCUUUCAUAGAACCAGGGAUUCAGCUGGGGGAAACACGGGAGCACGCCACAGCUCUGGGUAGGGGGUCCUGGGGGGGUCCCACAGCUCCCAGUGGGGCCACCAGCCUGCCAUCCGAGCAGCCCUCUGUCCACCCUUGGUCUCUGCCAGCAGCUAACUGGGGUGCCUUGAGGCUAUGAAACGGAAGGUCCCGCUGGACAGCUGGCAGCCAGCCCUAACCCCACCCCCACCCCGGGGUUGCGUUGAUAAACAGGCCAAAUAAACGCACUUGAGACUGAAA
Mesoplodon densirostris (Blainville's beaked whale) is the source of this 4692-nucleotide messenger RNA. It is a transcript of the gene ZNF276, whose product is annotated as zinc finger protein 276. The record is from RefSeq and is a predicted model, not a curated record. Gene Ontology annotation, biological process: regulation of transcription by RNA polymerase II. The coding region runs from base 95 to 1960 and encodes 621 amino acids. Gene Ontology annotation, molecular function: chromatin insulator sequence binding; zinc ion binding. Gene Ontology annotation, cellular component: kinetochore; chromosome; nucleus. The transcript is spliced from 11 exons. Lineage: Eukaryota; Metazoa; Chordata; Mammalia; Artiodactyla; Ziphiidae.